Molecule: messenger RNA, 1464 nt
Organism: Aspergillus nidulans FGSC A4
Lineage: Eukaryota; Fungi; Ascomycota; Eurotiomycetes; Eurotiales; Aspergillaceae
Product: MFS transporter
Exons: 3
Coding region: 1-1464 (487 amino acids)
Biological process (GO): transmembrane transport
Cellular component (GO): membrane
Molecular function (GO): transmembrane transporter activity
Source: RefSeq, a predicted model, not a curated record
AUGUCGUCCGCAACGCUGGCAACCGAGGUCGACCGCGCCGAGAAAGGAGAAAAUGGGCCGAGUGAGAACAGCGACGAGAAGGUCGACUGGGACGGCCCUGACGACCCCGCCAACCCGAUGAACUGGUCGACCAGCAAAAAGACUGCGCAGCUGGUUUUGAUGGCCGCAAACACCUUUAUCACCCCUCUCGCCUCGUCCAUGUUCGCGCCUGGGAUAAAAGGCGUCAUGAUGGAAUUCCACUCGAGUGAUACAAUGCUGGCCUCCUUCGUCGUUUCCGUAUUUGUCCUGGGGUACGUGGUCGGCCCGUUCGUCAUCGCGCCGCUCUCAGAACUAUACGGCCGCGUCCCGCUCUACCACGCCUGUAACGUGAUGUUUCUGGUGUUCACCAUCGCCUGCGCCGUCGCCAAAACGCUGCCACAGUUGAUCGUCUUUCGAUUGUUUGCUGGCGUUGCCGGCGUUUGUCCGAUCACGAUCGGAUCAGGCACAAUUGCCGAUAUGACUCUGCAGGAGAAGCGCGCCGGCAUCAUGGCCAUAUGGGCACUGGGGCCUAUCCUCGGCCCCGUCGUUGGGCCCGUCGCUGGAGGGUUCCUGUCCGAGGCGGAGGGCUGGCGAUGGGUGUUUUGGGUUAUCGCAAUCACGACCGGCGUAAUCAGCAUUGGUGCGCUUAUCGCCUACCGCGAGUCAUACGCGCCCGUCCUGCUUGCCCGCAAGGCUGCCCGACUGCGCAAGGAGACAGGGAACCCGUCCCUGCGGUCCGUCCACGAUACCGGCCGGACCCCGAAGCAGGUCUUUGUCGACGCCUUCACGCGUCCGAUCAAGUUCCUCUUCCUGUCGCCCAUUGUCUUCCUCUUUUCGCUCUUUUCCACCAUCUCCUAUGGGUACCUGUACCUCAUGUUCACCACCAUCACCAGUAUCUUCGAGGGCCAGUACGGCUGGGCUCCUUCAAUCGCAGGCCUUGCGUAUCUGGGAUUCGGUAUCGGUAGUAUGGUCGGCCUCAUCGUUAGCGGUGCAAUCGGGAACAAGAUCGCGGCCGAUCAUACGGCCAAGGGUAUAUUCAAACCGGAGUCCCGUCUGCCGCCGAUGAUCUUUGGGUCGCUGGCCAUCCCGAUCGGGCUUUUUUGGUACGGCUGGAGCGCCGAGGCUAAGACGCACUGGAUCGUGCCGAUUAUCGGUACGGGCGUGUUCGCUGUGGGAUUGAUGGUUGUGUUCAUGGUUGCCAACACGUAUCUCGUCGACUCGUACCUGCUGCAUGCGGCCUCGGUCACGGCCGCGAACACCGCGCUGCGGUCGCUCGGCGGUGCGCUGCUGCCGCUGGCGGGGCCAGACAUGUAUGAUGCCCUCGGUCUGGGAUGGGGGAACUCGUUGUUGGCGUUUAUUGCAUUGGCGAUGUGUGCGUGUCCGGUGUUAUUCUGGAAGUACGGAGAGAUGAUUCGCACGCAUCCCCGGUUUCAGAUCCGGUUGUAG